AUGUCAAUGAUAACAAAUUUAACAAAUUGCAGAUGGGAGGAAUUGACACAAAUACUCGCGGGAAUCUUAUAUCCGAUGGGAUUUGAUUUAGUCAAGGCAUUUCCUGCUGAGAGGUACAACUCCAACAUACCAUCCACGAGUACAUUGGUUCCACUACCCAUCACAAAUUUUCGAGGUUCUACUUCUGUACAGCAUAACCGUUCAUCCACCUUAUCAGUAAUAAUAGGUAACACUAGACACCUUUGGUCGAUUUUCAUAGAUUAUUAUGCAAAGAAUAUAAGAGAAAACAUUGGCGAUAAUCAAGAAAAUGCAUCCGAAGAAAGGGACACUUAUGAACAAAGUAACCCGUUAGAUUGGUACACUCGAAUUAGCAUCGAAUCAGCAGUGAAACGAGCCGUUUCAAAGUUUUCCAAGAAUGCUUCUAAUUUGGAAUAUGAAAUUCGGUACGUCUUCGACCUGAGUGAAGAUAAAUUCGUGGCAUUCCAACAGCUGGCCCAGGAUGCAGGAUUAGCUUACUAUAAUAGGAUUUGUUAUUUGAAUGUUCAUCCGGAAUAUGGUCCGUGGAUCGGAUUAAGGGCCGUCGUAACAUUCGAUAUCGAUGGGCCACCUAAACUAUACCCCACACCCGGAAAUCCAUAUCCAAAAGGAGACCAAUUGUUAAAAACCAAAAUGGAAGAGGUUUUGAAAAAUGAUAAUGACAGUCAAUUUUCAAGCACAAGCGUCACGAAUGUCGACAAAGAAUCUGUUGCCAAGACUAAUUUUGACAAGCAAGUUAUCGCUAAUAUUCGUAGAGACUGGUACAAGUGGGUUGAGUUGCGUGAUAUCGCUGGAGGAUUCAUGACAUACAUAUACAAAGACAUGUUUCGCGCAACUAGUGUCUUUUUUCUUAUCGCUUGUUUCGUUUUCGGCAUUCAUGCGGCCAACAUUACGAUUCAAGUAGGGCAAGGUGGUUUGAAGUUUGUCCCCCAAAACAUCACCGUCAAUACUGGUGACACUUUGAUAUUCAAUUGGGCUAACGGUGGACCACAUAGUGUAGUACGAUCCGAUGGCCCUGCCAGUAACUGUGUUAAAUCACUCCGUGCUGGUGCUUUUAAUAGCGGUCAAAUGAUCAUUGGAACCUUCGUUUAUGACGUCACUGAAACCUCCGGCAACAUAUUUUAUUUCUGCGAUGUCCCCAGCCAUUGCGAAGAAGGGGGCAUGUGGGGCGUAAUUACCGUUGGAGGUUCAUCCGGUAAUUCCUCGUCAACAGGUGCAACUUCAAAUAAAUCAUCUGCCUCUAGUACUUCAACAACAAUUGUUACUCU
Messenger RNA from Acaulospora morrowiae, 1304 nucleotides. NCBI's taxonomy places the organism in Eukaryota, Fungi, Glomeromycota, Glomeromycetes, Diversisporales, Acaulosporaceae. The record is from the annotation of a GenBank genome assembly.